UGGUUACCGCCGCACUUGUUGUUGUAGUAGCAUGUUUACAAAAAGAGGAGUUACCUCGGACUCCCCUCGGCUCCCCCUAUUCACGCGCGGAAUCUCAUUGUUGCCCCCCCCCCCCCUCUUGAGGACAUCAUUCAAGCUGGUGUUUUAGGGCAGAAGGGAGGCUCCCGCUUCAUUAGAGCUGUCGCUGGGGGUGCGAGCGAGGGCACCGGGGGUUCUACGUCUUGUGGCCGCCAUUCGGCAGUCGGCGGCGGCGGCGAAACGUUCCCAGGGAGACAAGAUGGCCAGUUUGCUUUGCGCCUGGUUGCUACUCACCUUGACGGCCGUCUCCUUCCAAACUGAUCUGCGGACAUACGAGGAAGAGAUGAACGAAACGGUCAUUUGCACCAACGACCACAUGGAAGCGGUCAUUCCCAGUGCUUUCUUCCUGCACAAAGUCCCCCCCGUCUACGUCUGGGAUUUGCAUCUAAAUGACCCCGAUUGUCGAGGCGCGGAAGUGGGCGACGACUACGUCUUCAGCAUUAAGAGCAAUCUGUCCCACUGCGGGAGCAUCAUGAUGUCGGACGCCACUCACAUCCUGUUCAUCAACACCAUACACAGCAACCACACUGACGUCAUCACCAGGAAUUACAUCAACAUUACGUUUGUGUGCCGCUACCCCAUCGACUACAUGGUGCAGCAGCCCAACGGGGAAAACAUGAUACGCGUGGACGUCAGGACCAUCAUGCUCGGCACGGAGGACGGAAACUUCUCCGUGUCCAUGCUGCUGUACAAGGACGAGGCCUUUGAGGACAAGUGGACCACCGUGCCCUCGCUCACCCUGGACGACGACAUCUUCGUCAAACUGUUCAUGAUUCCGACUCACCUAAUGUUACGCAUGGAGAGAUGCUGGGCCACACCCACCAGGGAUCCCUAUAGCCACAUUCAGUACACCUUCAUUAGGGACAGCUGCCCCGUGUUGACAAACCAGCAGACCCUGAGCGUGCUGAAGAACGGCCAGGGUGCGGAGGCCAUGUUCAGGAUCCAAAUGUUCAAGUUCGUGGGCAGCUCCUACACAAACGUCUUUCUGCACUGCAACGUCCGCAUCUGCCACAACGGCCCCGGCCUGUGCCAGCCCAACUGCUCGGCUGAAGAUGUGUUGAUGAGGACGCGGCGAGACAUCCCGCUUUCCCAAACAGUGUCCUACGGUCCCAUCAGACGACGACCGGACGACAGCGAGAAUCCCCGUUUACGUGGACUCCCGCCGGUGGAGACUUUUAUCCUCGGGGGGCUCCUGGUGGUCCUGCUGCUGCUCACGGGGGCCUUUGGGAGACUGUGGAUUCGUUCCAGACGCUUCUACCCGGCGGCGCGGGAGGCUCAGCUCACCUUGUCCAACAUGCAGCACAUCUCCGAAGUUGCCUCAUGUACUUGAAUUUUCUCCACGCAGUCUCUGGCGUUCAGGCCUCGGACGCACCGCAAAGCCCCUCGGAUAUUCCGAGCCGUGGCGUUCCCGGCCAGGUCCGAGCACUUGCGCUCCUCCGCAGCCGAUACGACGCACCAGGACACUUGGAAAAACACGCACACAAA
Molecule: messenger RNA, 1563 nt
Organism: Phycodurus eques (leafy seadragon)
Lineage: Eukaryota; Metazoa; Chordata; Actinopteri; Syngnathiformes; Syngnathidae
Product: pancreatic secretory granule membrane major glycoprotein GP2
Exons: 10
Coding region: 278-1408 (376 amino acids)
Biological process (GO): neutrophil migration
Cellular component (GO): cell surface; apical plasma membrane
Source: RefSeq, a predicted model, not a curated record